Messenger RNA from Blepharisma stoltei, 3128 nucleotides. The record is from the annotation of a GenBank genome assembly. Lineage: Eukaryota; Ciliophora; Heterotrichea; Heterotrichida; Blepharismidae.
AUGAAGAAAGAGGGACUCAGAGGAAACUAUCGAUUAUUAAAACGAAAACCAAAGCAAAGGGAAUGCCUAUCUGAGCUGUCUCUAAAUAAUAUCGAAAAUCGAAGUCAGCAGAAAGGUAAAGAAAUUACGCAAAAGAAAUGCUUCAGGCCUUUUGAUGCUCUUCCAACAGAAAUCCUGAUUUAUAUUUUUGAUUUUUUCUCAGCAAAAGACUUAGUGAUGAAAAUUCAAUUAGUCUCUAAAUUAUGAAGGCAGCUAGCCAAUACUCCAAUGCUAUGGAAGAACUUGGAAUCAAAACAAAUAGAGAUGAAAUGGAUGGUGAGAUGCAUAAAAUGCUUAGUCGAGCGAAGAUCCAAAGGAAAGCUCUUUAGAGGAAUUCUAAGAAGCCUAGAUGCCCCUGUGAUGCUCAGAAAAGUGUAUUUAGAUGUAACAAACGCUGGAUAUGAUGAUGGAGUGCCCACUUCCUUAUUGAGAGAAAUCAGUUACCUAUCAGAACUCUCACACCCAAAUGUUGUUAAGCUCAUUGGCGGAGAAGUCUCGGGCAAAGUAGUCUACAUCUGCACAGACUAUGAAGAAUACAACCUGAAAGAAUAUAUUAAAACCUCUACAUCUGAUAAGAAUAAAAUUUCAAAUGAAAAUGUUCGAGAUCUAAUCAGGCAGCUAUUCGUAGGACUUCAAUAUAUCCACAACAAAGGAAUUGUCCAUAGAAACCUAAAGCCUGACAAUAUUCUUAUAUCAGGCUCAGGAACAGUAAAAAUUGCUGAUUUUACUUUGUCAAGGCUAACGUCAAUUCCUCAUGGCCAAUACACUCCAGAAGAUCCAAAAGAAAGAGAUAGGUCAGGAAGAGAAGCAAGGAGACUAUGGUAUAGAGCUCCUGAACUGUUAUUCCGCAAAGACAUAUAUGGUUUUGAGGUAGAUGUAUGAACUGUUGGAUGCUUAAUGGCAGAGUUAAUAACUGGCCAAGCAUUAUUCAACGGCGAAAGCGAAAUUGAACAAUUGUUCAAAAUUUUUAAAGUGACAGGAGUUCCUUCUGAUAUUUACCCUAUUCAGGCAAAAUCGUUCCCAAGCUGAACACCUAUUAACUUCCCUGAUGUUAUAGCUCUAAAAAAUUCAAAAACAUUUAAAAAUGUUUUUGCGAAACUCGUACCUGCAAGAGAGCAAAUUUUUACAGUACUAACUCCCCCCAUUUGUGAGCAAGCAAAACCAUUGGAAAAAUCCCGAUUUUUGGGUAAAAAUCCCAUUGACAAAAAAAAUUUAAUAUAAAAAUUUUUAAAGAAAAAAAAAUGAUAAUUAUUAUUAUGAAACCUCUAGCUAAUUCUGUUUAAUUUUAAACAGUUUGAAUUUCAACAAAUUAAUAUUUGCUUUAAAAUUAUUUCGAAUAUGGAUUUUUUUUAAAUUUCGAAAGAAAAAUUUACUAUAAAAUUUAUAUAUAAAUUUUUAAAAAAAAAUUAACCCCCUCCAUGUGCGAACAAAAAAAUUUUGUUCGCUCACAGAGAGGGGAGUAAGGGAAAUGGGAAAAAUCAUUGGAGAAGAUGGGCUUGAUUUAUUGCAGAAAUGUUUGGAUCCAAACCCUGCAACACGAAUAACAGCUGCUAAGGCUUUAAGCCACCCAUUUUUAGCAUCUCAAUCCCCUCAAAUAUUGUGCCCUUCUUUUGAGUUUGAAAUCCCAAAUUAUAUAGCCCAGCUCCAUGCUUUAGAAUCUGAGCUGCUUCCUUCGAACUAUUUGAAUUCUCAAUCUUAACUUAACUUAGAAAUUAGAAGGCGUCUGCCGUUUUGAUUACGCAGUCACCACGGAUCCCAAUGCGGGAUUCACCUGCUUUGCGCCGUCUUCGGUUCCACCUUGUUUGAAUUGGGGCAAUGGUUCGCUGGCCCAAGAGAAUCUGCUCGGACACUGCCUUUCUCCUUCUUCAGCUCCUGAUGAGCCUGGUAUUCUGAAGUGAGAUUUCGCCUGGACGUCUACUCCUCUCCUUGCGGCUUGAGUGUUGAGUGGGCGGGCUAUGGACUUCUGCGGCUAGCUGCUUGAGUGAACGAAGUUGACCACACAAAAAUCCCAAAAAAAAUGAAAUUUCUGGUGACCUCUCGGCAAAAAGGAAAAAUUCAAGUCCUGGGGCGUGACUCCCAGUUUCACGCUAGGCGCUUGCCCAAUUGGUCUAGGUAUUCCCUGUAGACUUUGCUGGGCUUGCCCUUUCCAAACCUGAACCCUUCCUUCCCUUCGAGGUAAAAAAACCUAAUCCUGAAUUUGGACUGAGGGCUAGGCUCUGUACAGUACCAGAAUUGCUUACCUAGCAUUGCUGUCCAUUUCUGGGUUAGUAAAACCUUGCCGGAUAUAAUUAAAAUAUGUGCUCGGAAGCUGCAUGGCCGAGAGGCCAUGCUAGGUGGAGACGCCAUAUUUUAAUUAUUUGAAUUCUCAAUCAAAUAUAAGCCACUCUAUGAGAAGUAUACUGAUUGAUUGGCUUAUCGAUGUAAGUGUCCAUUUUGAGGUUAACGAUGAAACUCUUCAUCUUGCUGUCAGCUAUAUAGAUCGAGUACUAGGCAAGUUGGCUAUUGAUAGAUCUAAGCUUCAGCUUGUCGGAGUAACUUGUAUGAAAAUAGCUGAUGUUUUCCAUGAAAGAUCUAAAGAAUAUUAUCGGCAAGAAAAUUCAAUUGAAUACGCUUACAUUACAGCAGAUGAAUAUUCCCCAUCUCAAGUAGUUACAAUGGAAAAAGAUAUUUUAAAUCUUCUGAAAUUCAGGCUACUGUCUCCAACUAUUUUAUUUUUCAUGAAAGCUUAUCAAUCAUUACUAAAUGUUGACCAAGAGACUUAUAGAAUUGCUCAAUAUUUAUCAGACCUGAUGCUCCUAUCUUAUGAUAGCAUUUUUUGCGCUCCUUCUCUAUUAGCCUCUGCAAUCCUAUAUAUAAGCUGUGCUUUUACUCAAAGAUUUGUAGAAUUCCAAGACAAAAAAUUAUUUUUCCCAAAAUACUCAAAUGAAGAAUUUGAGCAUGCAGUUCAGCAUGUAAAAGAGAUCUGGCUUGAGGCUAGAAGCAAUCCUCAAUAUACAAGGCUUGAGUCAAUAAAUCACAAAUACCAAGAUAUCAAUCCUAAGUCAUUGUGGCCUCCAACUCUUUUGUUUGAAAAUUGGAUAUACAGCUAA